AGUCCCAGACGAGAUUCAAUCAGUCAAGAGAAAAUACAGUUUUCAUAAUAUUUCAUUUCAACUAAUAUACGAUUUCAGUUGAUAGACAGUUACACUUGGCUUCCGUCUCAAUGGUAUAACCAUGAAAGACAUAGGAAACCCAGGAAAGGAGCCACCUGAAGACCAUUCCUCCAGGCGCCGCGAGGAUUGGCCUCGUGAGUCGGAGCCAAGGUUACAUUUCCCGCUUGUAACCCAACGGGACAUCGUCCCUGUGGCAGAUAGUCGUGUGACGCUCACGCCACACGAGCCCAGCCGCUUCCCGACACUUCACGGAACAGUCUCGCUGACCUCCACCGCAGCCACACUCCACCCAAGGCUUCAGGUGACAAAGUCCACCGCGCCUCAUGGAAGGUUGCCUCUGGCCAGGAACGGGGUGACUCAGAGGGAACUGCGAGCAGCAGUUGGGCCGAUGGGCCGGGCACCUGGAGGAGACCCUAGGAGCAUCGCGGCAGCUGGUCAGUCCGCACACAUGAUGCAGGCCGGCCCCUCUGGGAGUGGAUUGGACCUGACGGGCUCUGCAGGCCCGAGGCCACUCAGACCACUGCCUCCUGCAGACACGAGGCCCAGGGAGCCCAGCAGACCCACGCAGCCGAGAGCAAGCAGGCGCCGCAACAAAACAAUGCAGGGUGAGGCGGUCCAUGCAGAAGAGCCGUCCCGAGUUGUUCGCCUGGAACCAGUUCCACCACCACAGUCUCCGGCAGCACCUAGCGACAUCGGGAGGCGCCCAGGAAGACGCCGAGCAAAGCACAAUCGUGACUCUCCGGCUGAUACGUAUGUGUCAGCAAACACAAAUGAAUGCGUUUGCUUCGCUGCUGGUGACAGCAUUAGCACCAAUUGGAGUGAGUACCAGGAAAGGACCAGGCCACGGACGGCACCACGACUUCCUCCAUUCGAGCGAUCUCCACUGGCCCCGAGGCCACGUCUUCUACCCAGGAGGCCACAAAUGGAGCCCAGACGCCUCAGUAGCACUGUUGACCAAUCCACCACACUCCCUCCACUGAGUCAGAAUGCAUCUAUGGUCUGUAACAUCAGUGAUCAACAGCAGAUGAGGGAGGUCCAGCAGGCAACAGCCUGGGAUCAGGAGCCGCCACGCAUGAUCCUGUCCGCCUUGAGAGAGACGCAGCAGCAAGCAUCCGUCAGCCUCCACGGCCGUGGGAGUAACGUAGCCGCUUCCUCUAGGACCCAGAGGGACCCUGGGUAUGAGCAGGACGUGCACAGCGUCAUCCCCGAGCACGCAGUUCCACUGGAGACUUUGCAAAGCGACGCCAGAGAACGCAGACGCACGUGCAGACCACCGCACAGGCGCCGGAGACGCCUCACACUCGCCUUGCCGAUGGCCCGCAACUUCCGUCUCAGAACCCGCAAGCCCAUGUCCACUCACAGAGUGGUCCUUGGAUGAGCGCCGCGGCGCUGUGUGUCUGCGGGGACUUGGACUCAGACAGUCAGUCAGAGGAGGAUCCAUUUGUCAACUUCCAGUCCCCAAUUCACUCACCAUCAGUUGGACACACGGGUACACAUGAUGCUACUAAUAUCAGCACAACCAUUAGAAUGAUCCAAGCAUAACAGAAGGGAUGGCAUUUGAUUUUCCACCAUAUCAACAUCAGAGGCCACAAACUCAAUCGAUACAACAAGGCAUGAAUCUGCAUUCUAGGAGCACACUGGUCCUCUAGGUUUGGCCAGAGGAUGAUAGAAAUGGAGCUGUGUGUCGGCGGGGAUUUGGAUGUAGACAGUAAUCUGCUUCUCUUUCACAGUCGAGGGGUCCAUCUCUCUACUUCCGGUCCCCAACUACUCAACAUCAACUGGACACACAGGCAAACUUAGUCGCUACUUUGACCAGCGCAAUGAUUUGAAGGACCCUGCGUAAGAAGACAAGAGGUGGCACAUUUUAGGGGUUUCAUCAACAUCACAAGCCACACCAUCUAUGCUCAUCUAUUACUGCAUACUGGAUGACAGGAAAGGAAAUGUGUGUCAGUGGGGACUUGGGUUUAGACAGUCAGAGGAUCCCUCUGUCCAUUUCCGAUCCCCGUUUACGCAACAUCAACUGGGGACACAGAGACAUGCCGCUAGUACUAAAGCCAGCGCAAUGAUAUGAAGGACCCGCCCUGCAUAGCAGGCGAAGAGGUGGCACUUUUUUGCUAUGUCAUCAACAUUGGACAUGACUCUGAGCACACAAAGAGCACACUACCCCUCUAGGAUGAUAGAAUGUGUGUCAGCGGGGACUUGGGUUUGGACAGCUGAGGGGUCUAUUUGUCUACUUCCAGUCCCCAAUUACUCAACAUCAACUGGACACACGGGCAAGCUUGGCGCUACUCUCAGUUCACCAGCGCAUUGAUAUGAAGGACCCACCCUGCGUAUCAGGGGAAAAAGAGGUGGCACAUUUUGGCUUUCUCAUCAGAAGCUACAUCACCUAUGGCACCUAUGUGCCCACCACCCCUCCAGGAUAACAACAGAAGGAAAUGUGUGUCAGUGGGGACUUGGGUUUGGACAGUUGAGGGACCCAUCUGUCUACUCCCAGUCCCCAUGAACUCACCAUCAACUGGACACCAGGCACACCCAACACCACAAAAUAUCAGGGCAUAGAGAAGAAGGAUUCCAGCACGGAAUCAGAAGAGCUGGAACUUUUUGCCUAUUACUUAAACCACAUCAGGACCGAACACAUCAAUCAUACAUAACAGGUCUCUGUAAGUGAGGACUGAGAACCCACCCCCUGGCUACAAGUCCAGCAGGUGAAAAGGAAUGGAAUUGUGUGUCAGUGGGGAGUUCAGGUAAGAUCCAGAAAGUGUGUGCUGGACCACUAAUACUUGCCUGAACACAGUGUAACACCUGUACAGUAUGUGUUUCUCUUUUACAGCCUAGGUUCCAUCCAUCUGUUUCCACUCCCCAUUCAAUCAACAUCAACUGGACACACAUGAGAAUAGUCUCAAAGAUAAGGAUCUAAAUAAGGAAGAACUUAAGAAGACAUCUCUUUCAGACAGGAUUUGAGAUGGUAUAUGCAAAGUUGACACAGCUAUAUUUUUUACUCAAACUUCAACCCAAUUUUUGCCUCAAGACUCAGGCAAAGACUCAGGCAAGACUCAGAUCUCAUUGCUGUAAACUGUCACCCAUCAUGAAGCUUUUCACGGCCUUCCUCCCUGUUUUACCCUGCCUUUAUUGAUCUCCCUCUAACUUUCACUCAUUCUGCAAUAAAAUAAACAUUUUAAAGUU
This is a messenger RNA of Alosa sapidissima (American shad), 3243 nucleotides long. RefSeq names its product serine/arginine repetitive matrix protein 2-like. The coding region runs from base 122 to 1438 and encodes 438 amino acids. The transcript has 7 exons. NCBI's taxonomy places the organism in Eukaryota, Metazoa, Chordata, Actinopteri, Clupeiformes, Clupeidae. The record is from RefSeq and is a predicted model, not a curated record.